AUCUCCCUUGCCUUGUCUAUUCCUCUUGCCUGAGCCCGGCUUUUCUCCCCUCCCCCCUCGGCGCCGGCGGACUUUUUCCUUUUCCGACCGAAUCUUCUCGUCGUCGUGGCUAUUUUCCCUGCUGCAGCUGUCCCUGCCGCCGCUGGGCUCGCUUCCCCGACCCCUGCCCGCCGUCCCGUCCCCAACCCCGCCCAAGAUGUCCGAGGAUCUAGCAAAACAGUUGGCUAGCUACAAAGCCCAACUCCAGCAAGUAGAAGCUGCUCUGUCUGGAAACGGAGAAAAUGAAGAUCUGUUGAAAUUGAAGAAGGACUUGCAAGAAGUUAUAGAAUUGACCAAAGACCUUCUGUCAACUCAGCCUUCGGAAACUCUUGCAAGUUCAGACAGUUUUGCUUCUACUCAGCCUACUCAUUCAUGGAAAGUAGGGGACAAAUGUAUGGCAAUCUGGAGUGAAGAUGGACAGUGUUACGAAGCGGAGAUCGAGGAGAUAGAUGAAGAAAAUGGCACCGCUGCAAUCACCUUUGCUGGUUAUGGCAAUGCCGAAGUGACUCCAUUGUUGAACCUCAAACCUGUAGAAGAAGGAAGGAAGGCAAAAGAGGACAGUGGCAACAAACCCAUGUCAAAAAAAGAAAUGAUUGCCCAGCAACGUGAAUAUAAAAAGAAAAAAGCUUUGAAGAAAGCACAGAGAAUAAAAGAACUUGAGCAGGAAAGAGAGGACCAGAAGGUGAAAUGGCAGCAGUUCAACAACAGGGCUUAUUCUAAAAACAAAAAAGGCCAGGUAAAGAGGAGUAUUUUUGCUUCGCCAGAAAGUGUAACAGGCAAAGUUGGAGUAGGAACUUGCGGAAUUGCUGACAAGCCUAUGACACAGUAUCAAGAUACAUCUAAAUACAAUGUCAGGCAUUUGAUGCCUCAAUAAUGAGAAAAACUGUUGGAUUUCAUCUCUUCAGGGCUUUACAUUUACCUUUUUAUUCUUAUAUUUUUCUAAAGGUAAAUUAUUUGCUAGAUGAGUAAGGAAGAUACAUUGUUGUCAUUGUUUGGCUUUGGUAGAAUGAAACUUGAAGACAUUUGAUAACUGCUCUCAUUUAACUUUUCAUUACUACUUACCACAGUUCCCUCAGAGUUUGUUGAACAAGGCAACUUUUCUAGGUAGACGCUGCUUAAGUCAGCAGUUCGAUGACAUAGUGUGCUUCAGGCCCUACUUGACUAAUGUUGAGUAGACAUUUUGUAAGUCCUAAUUUGGAGUUUUCGGGUGCUUUGCACUUGAUGUAUCCCAGCAGUUCAUUGGAACAUCAUGGCAAAAUGCCAACCUGCUAAAGAUGUCUUCAGUUUGAUGAUAACCUGGCCAUUGUCCAGACAGGCCCGAGCAUGGGUUAAUUUAUAAAUGACAGGGUUUAGUUUAAGGUUUUUCCUUGAAUUCUUUCCUGGGCCUGUUAGGUCGCUUCCACAAUUGACUCACCUUGUAUGUUUUGGUCAUUGAGUUUGAAUUUUAUAUUAAAAAACAAACCAUGUGUAGGUUGUGCUCCCCUUCUCUCGUGUUUAUUUGGUGUUUUGUAUUGUUUUUUUUCUUUGUUGAUUUUUCACUUGUGGUAGUGCUUCCAUUUUGGGGGAAUGUGUAAUGUUUAUAUGAGAAAACAAAAAGCUGAUGUAUAGCCCUGUAUACAAUGUAGAUACUAUUUUUGUAAAAAAAAAAAACAAAAAAACCAAGGCUAAAUUAAUGAACAAGAGUACUGAAUGUUUCAUGAUUGAAUUUUCCUGUAUUUCUUGUGCAUUAAUCUGACCAUAAUUUCCCUGUAUAUUAUGUUCAUGUAGCUGAGUUUGUACUUUUUAUUAACUAGAUCAAGUUGCCAGCUUUUGUUGGUAUAAGUGAGCACCACAGUUAUCCCAAGUUGAGUUUAAGCCAAAAACACAGAUAGAAAAAGGGUCUUCCUGUUACUGGAAGAAGACAAUUUUUAGGGUGUGUGUUAAUUUCAGUUUUGUAUGUUUAACUUUAAUAAAUAAAGUGUUUUUAAAUCUCCAGUGUGUUAACAAAGGGGCGGAAUCCAUGGCUGCCAGCCUUGGUGUAGUGAGCCUUAGACUUGUACACAGAACUACUACGGAAGAGAACGCUGCGUUUGAGAAGUGUUUCAUAAAUCCCUAAGAAUUCCUUCAUUGGGUAUAAAAAAUUGAAUCCUAAAGGAUUAAUGGGUGUGUAUGAAACUAUUUGUAAAUUAAAUUUCAUGAAUUUUGACUUGGUAAACUAAAAUUUUUCUGACAGUGGUGAGGUAGAAUACUUUUUAUGAUUUUCUUCAUAAAUAACAUGACAGAAGACAUGGGUUAAGACAGAAAAGGGGCUUCUUGGGCUAAGGACAGUGGUAGUAUUUGCCUAGCGUGUUUAAGACCUUCAGUUAGUUCCCCACUACCAGGGCUUGGGGGGUAGCGGAGAACUCCUAAAAGAAAGUUUUAAAUGAUGUAGUGUAGUAACAGUUGCAAGGAAAUGUUUUGAAAACACAGUAAAAUGGUUUGAUAAUUGCCUUGGUAUGCCAGAACAGUAACUUACAACAGUAACUGGACCAUUCUGCCUUAAACAGUGUACCUGUAUAUCUUUUCCUUAAGGGCUUUGUCUCAGAAAAGGAAUAGAAGCAAUUUUACAUUUGUUCUGAAAAUAGGUGUACAAUAUAAAACUAGCAGCUCGUGUCAGAGAUGAAAUGUGGCCCUUUGGGCUAUCGUAGUUUUCCAUUGACGAUGUUGAUUUCUUUGGACUAAACUAAAAGUUACGACCCGGAAAGAUGACCUGGCUGUUACAUGCUAAAGUUGAAAAGAUUAGGACCACUUUCCAAAUAAAGUGGUUAUGCUCUCUAUAUUCUAAAAUAAAGUGGGAACCCUAAGUGUAGCAUGUUUUGUUACAAACUUUUGAGGUUUUUUUGUUUUUGCUUUUUGGAGACAGGAUUUCUCUGUAGCUUUGGAACCUUGGUGCCUGUCCUGGGACUAGCCUGUAGACCAGGCUGGCCUUGAAUUCACAGAGAUCCACCUGCCUUUGCCGCCCAAGUGCUGGGAUUAAAGGCAUGCCGUGCGUCACCACUGCCCCGCAAAAGCUGAAACUGACAAACUGAAAUUCAAAUACUGAUUUGUAGCUCUUUUUUGAGACAGGGUUUCUCAGUGGUUUUGGAGCCUGUCCUGGAACUAGCUCUUGUAGACCAGGCUGGUAUCGAACUCACAGAGAUCCACCUGCCUCUGCCUCCUGAUUUGUAGCUCUUUAAGUAGGUUACAAGUAUCUUCUCAAAGCUUGAUUAACUUGAAGUUGACCUAUAAUAGUCCAAAAAUUAGUAGCCAGGAAUUUAACAAUACCACAAUUAGCAAAUGCUGUUCUAAUUAACAUGUAUGUAGCAAGACCUACGGAGCAUAUUAGAAGAGCAGAGACUCGAACCAGACUGCUGUUGGAACCCUGACUCCACUUACUAGCUCUCUGUAACUUUCUUCAUGAAUCGGGCUAAUACGUAUUCAGAGGGAGGGACACUAUCUGACAUACAUGUGACAUUGUAAGGAUGCCUGCCAUUUACUGUGGAAUGACAGUGACUUCCUUUACUCAAAGAGUUGUAGUGCAACCAUACAUAAUACUGCUAGUGAAAUGUCAUCAAGUAAAUCCUGACUUAAUUUCUACACUAUAACAUACUUAACAGGAAUGUGGUGACGUUUCUAAUAAAAACUCAAGCAGUCUUGCCUGGGUAUUAUUCCAGACUUGCCCAGGCCAAAAUAAGUCUGCUACAAACACUGUAGGUAAUUCUGCUGUGCACUCUUAGCUGAGAACUAGGCUGUAGGUUAAAUAUAGAACAGCUUUGGUUUCAGAAGAAAAAUUGAAAGCAUAUUUAGUGGCAUCUUUAUUAGUCUAAUUAUGAAGACUAGCUAUCAAACCAAAAGGCGUCAAAUUAUUCUAACUCAAAUUUUAAAAGUACUUGUUUUGUUGGUGUGUGUCCAUCCAAUAUAGUUUUAAUGUUGUGUACUGGGUUUAUUCCCUUGAAAAUACCAACGGCUACCUCUUAAAAUAACAGGACAGAUGACUUUCUUACGACUUGGGUUAGGAGUUUCUAAUUUACAACUAGACAUUUCAGAGGUGAAUAAUAUGUUGUACAUCAGCCAAAAAUGUACUCAGAGUUUGAUUUGGCUUUUU
Molecule: messenger RNA, 4141 nt
Organism: Chionomys nivalis (European snow vole)
Lineage: Eukaryota; Metazoa; Chordata; Mammalia; Rodentia; Cricetidae
Gene: Smndc1
Product: survival motor neuron domain containing 1
Exons: 6
Coding region: 197-913 (238 amino acids)
Biological process (GO): regulation of alternative mRNA splicing, via spliceosome; mRNA processing
Cellular component (GO): nucleus; cytoplasm; precatalytic spliceosome
Molecular function (GO): RNA binding
Source: RefSeq, a predicted model, not a curated record